AUGCCGGUAAAGAGGAGAGAGAAAAAGAUAACACUGGUGGAGGAGAGAGAGAGAGAAAAGAUAACACUGGAGGAGGAGAGAGAGAGAAAAAAAGAUAACACUGGAGAAGGAAAAAAGAUAACACUGGAGGAGAGAAAAAGAUAACACUGGAGGAGGAGAGAGAAAAAGAUAACACUGGAGGAGGAGGAGGAGGGAGAGAAAAAACGAUAA
Saccostrea echinata is the source of this 210-nucleotide messenger RNA. RefSeq lists its product as uncharacterized. The transcript has 3 exons. Lineage: Eukaryota; Metazoa; Mollusca; Bivalvia; Ostreida; Ostreidae. The record is from RefSeq and is a predicted model, not a curated record.